AUGUGUGGUGGUGUGAUCCUUGCCGAGCUCAUACCGAGCGCGACGGCCGGCGGCAAGGGCCGGAAGCGGGUCCCCGCCGCGGCGGCCAAGGACGACGACUUCGAGGCCGCCUUCCGGGAGUUCGACGAGGACUCCGACGAAGAGGUCGUGCUGGUGACGGAGCGCAAGGCGUUCGCGUUCGGCGCCGCUGCCGGGGCCCGGCGCAGCAGGCGGCCGAGCCAGUACCACGGCGUCCGGCGCCGUCCGUGGGGCAAGUGGGCGGCCGAGGUCCGCGACCCCGUCAAGGGCGUCCGCGUCUGGCUCGGCACCUUCGCCACCGCCGAGGCCGCCGCGCGCGCCUAUGACGACGCGGCGCGCGACCUCCGCGGCGCCGGCGCCAAGCUCAACUUCCCGACGCCGUCCUCCGCCACGGCGCGCACCAGCGAGCGCCGCGCCGCCAAGGCGGCGCCGUACGUCAACCUCGUCGACGGAGACGAUGUUCCUGACGCGGCGCACGCGCCGUCGGUCAAGAGCGAGGCGGAGACCAGCGACAGUGUCUCCGACGCCAGCGGCUGCAGCACCCUGCCGGACUUCUCGUGGCAGGGCAUGUCCGCGACCGACGACGGCGCGACGUGGCCUGCUGCUGGCUUCCACGUCGAGCUCGGCGGACCCAGCAAACGGGCCGGGACCGAACCCCAGGAACCCGAGGAGGAGGAAAUGGCGCCUCCACCGGCGGCGUCCGAGGAAUCCGCCGACAUGCUGUUGGACGCUUUCAUGUUCGGCGACCAGUUCAGCUUCUUCAACGGCGGCGCGUACGAGUCUCUGGACGGCCUGUUCGGCGGCGACACGUCGCUGUCGCUGGGCAACGAGGGCGUGGGGCUCUGGAGCUUCGACGACACCAUUACGCGAGACCUUACCAUAGCGUUCAACCGGAUAGGUGGUGUACUAGAGGAUGCUGCUCUGCGACCUUUUAGCCUGACCGUAGGAAGGAAAUCAAUCUUGCACGUGUUUGCACGGCAAUCGGCACCAGACCCAGCCCAAGUGCGGAUUUGGGUUGAAGCAACCAACCGGUCGUGUGAGGAGAGGGGAGGACGAGGGAGCAGGAAACAUCGUGGACGUGUGGUGGUGGUGAAGAAGAAGAAGAAGAAGAAGGGUGCUGUAUCGCUGGCGGCUCUCCUCCUCCUCGUCCUCUCUGGUGUCUCUGUUGCAUCAUCCGUGCGCCGCCGCCGCAGGUGCUACCGCAUCAACAAAGACGGCAUCAAAGUACCAGCAGGCUACGGCAGCAAAUACGAAACCUAUGUCGUGUCCCUCCGGAAGCCCCCCAACGCCGACGCCAUGGACGACGGUGCGUGGCGUCGCUGGUACGAGUCGUUCCUGCCAACAAGCACCGACUUCAUGGACGAUGAUGGGUGGCAUCACUUGCACAAGUCGUUCCUCACCGACUCCAUGGACGACGAGCCACGUUUCUUCAACUGCUACAUGGGUCACGACGACACUUGCUUCCUCCUCGUAGGGCUGACCGGGGUCGAGCCCUUGGUGGUGGCCAACAAGCCAGGAGUCCUGAGCAAGUGA
Miscanthus lutarioriparius is the source of this 1551-nucleotide messenger RNA. The record is from the annotation of a GenBank genome assembly. Lineage: Eukaryota; Viridiplantae; Streptophyta; Magnoliopsida; Poales; Poaceae.